GAAGGUUGGGUCUUAUGUUACUGACCCUACUACAAAUAGUUAUUUUGGUUUAAAUAAGGUCGUACGCCGAUAAAUAUUUAUUUCAUCGGGUCUGGUUUAAAAUUAAUCAAUAAUUUAUUGUCAUUUUACCCGAUCCGAACGUUACAAAAUAAAAUCCACAUCCAAUUUGGCUCGAAUGGACUCGAAUUGGUCAAUUAAUGAAGACAUAAGUUUAGAUCUUUAUUGAAGGCCAGACAGUUUUUUUUCAGGUUAGCCAUGACCCUACCAAUGGUGACCUGCCCAUUAUGCUGCCGUCCUGGCUUCAACACAUCUGAUUCCCUUUGUUCAGCUCUUUUAGAUGUCGCUUCUAGGAUGUUAUGCUGCCCUAUAUGCAGUCAAGUGAUUUCUGGCUUAGAUAAAUUCACCAUACACCUUUUUAGCCAUUCUGCAGUCCGCCAGGUGCAGAAAGCUGACAACAGCGCCGAUUUGGAAACAGCGGCUGAUAGAAAUUUAGUCGAAUUGGUGAAGGACGAUUCGGAACAGACGUCUUCUUCAAUAUUCUGCAUACGAUCUGAGAACAGUCAGUUGGUGUCUCUUAAAGCAAACGAUGCCCUCAACUUCAAAAAUGUUACGAUCAACGCUAGGAAUUUUAUAACGAACACAAACAUCUCUGAGUCGACGUUAGCGUCCAAGGAGACCAGUAAAAGAAAGUUCUCUGAGUUGUUUGACCAUGAUGAAACAGAUAAAAGUCCAGAUCAAAUGUUCUAUCGUUCUGGCGGAGAAUCGAUAAAUUCAUGGCCUUCCACACCGAGUGUUGCUUCAGUCCCUGACAAUGUUGUAAGCAAUAGUAACGAAAGAGAAUUUGAAUCUUGCAAGGAAUUAUUAACAAAAGGAGAUUUUUCAACCGGUGGAGAUUACGCUUUGGAGACAGGAUUAGAAGAAACAGGAGUAAACAAUGAACGCCCAAAAGAUGAAUUACAAAGUGAAAACAAUACAUUCACCUGCGAUACAUGUACUUACACAUUCCCGAACAAAACGAUUCUCGCUAUGCACAAACAGCUUGUACACAAAAAAGAAGAAAACGAUGGGAGCAAGAGAAAGAUGUUGGUUUGCCCUCACUGUCCAAGAACAUUUAGCCUACGAAGUAGUCUCAUGAUUCACAACAGAGUAGCGCAUGCAGGUGGUUUUAGUGGUGUUGAAAAUGGGCAGAAAAAACCUGAACAUUCAUGUAACAUAUGUGGAAAAUUUUUCAAGAAGCAAGUACAUCUAUUGCAACAUUUAAAAGUCCAUGAUGAGAAACAAUGGCAGUGUUCAAUCUGUUCAAAGAAAUUCACGACAAAGUAUUUCUUAAAAAAACACAGGAGGCUACACACAGGUGAAAUGCCGUACACUUGCCAGAUCUGCAACAAGUCGUUUACAUUCCAGCAGUCGUACCACAAACACCUGCUGUAUCAUACGAACGACAAGCCUUAUUGCUGUUCCAAGUGCGGAAGGCUUUUCAAAGAGUUGUCUACGCUCCAUAACCACGAAAGGAUACAUAGCGGAGAGAAGCCGUUUACAUGCGAAACAUGCGGUAAAGCUUUUAGGCAAAGAGUGUCAUAUUUAGUACACAGAAGAAUUCAUACUGGUGUAAUGCCGUACAAAUGUACAGCAUGUAAUAAAUGUUUUAGAUAUAAGAUAAGCCAAAGGACUCAUAAAUGUAUGGCAGAACCUCCAGGCGUCGUUGUGAGGUCUGAAGGCUAUCUAGUUCAUAGGCUGCAAGCGGCUUUAAACAAGGAGCAAGAAGGCGAAAACGGAGGUUACAGUAUUAACGUUGUCGUAUCUACUUCUGAUCUCCAGGAGAGUCCAAAAAUUGACAGCACAUCUGAUUUUGUUGUGAACGAGGCCAAUUCGCACAUAGAAAAUGAGGAAAUCGCCUUUUUAAACAAUAAUACGACCACAUAUAUAGAAAAAUCAAAGGAAAAAAUAAGUAAAACAGCUCAUUUUAUAAAUACUAAAGAUGAGAUGUCUUUAAACGACAAUAGCCCAGUUGUAGUUUUGGAGAAUGAAACGGAAAGAUUGCCAAAGCCAGCAGAUUCGACAAUUCAGCACAAAAUAGCACAAGAAAAGAUUUUAAGCGUUCCAUCUGAACGGGAUUCAGGUUUAGAUCCAUUUGAAAGCAUAGAUGGUGAUCUGAUUAAAAUUCUAAGCCCUGGCGUAAGUGAGAUUCAAAACGAAAACACUUUUUUUGAUUCUUUUAGUGAUGAUGCUUUAAAAGAACUUUUAUUCGGCUCAGUUAAAUAAUU
Cimex lectularius (bed bug) is the source of this 2264-nucleotide messenger RNA. Its product is annotated as zinc finger protein 211. Bases 256 to 2262 code for a protein of 668 amino acids. Gene Ontology annotation, molecular function: DNA-binding transcription factor activity, RNA polymerase II-specific; RNA polymerase II cis-regulatory region sequence-specific DNA binding. Lineage: Eukaryota; Metazoa; Arthropoda; Insecta; Hemiptera; Cimicidae. Gene Ontology annotation, biological process: regulation of DNA-templated transcription. The transcript has 9 exons. The record is from RefSeq and is a predicted model, not a curated record.